Lodderomyces parapsilosis is the source of this 1896-nucleotide messenger RNA. It is a transcript of the gene OFI1, whose product is annotated as Ofi1p. Gene Ontology annotation, biological process: regulation of transcription by RNA polymerase II. NCBI's taxonomy places the organism in Eukaryota, Fungi, Ascomycota, Pichiomycetes, Serinales, Debaryomycetaceae. The record is from RefSeq and is a predicted model, not a curated record. The transcript has a single exon. Gene Ontology annotation, molecular function: RNA polymerase II cis-regulatory region sequence-specific DNA binding; DNA-binding transcription factor activity, RNA polymerase II-specific. The coding region runs from base 1 to 1896 and encodes 631 amino acids.
AUGACACAAAUCCCCACACUGUCGCUACAUCCGAAUCAGCUGGUUCUGCGUACACUGUCACCUCUGUCGGUGCAGCCACCAUCAUUACCACUACAGCAGCCACAGCAACAACAACAGCAGCAACAACAGCAACAACAGCAACAACAGCACCCACAUCGCCAUGAUCAUGCACUACAACAGACUCAAUCUGAGGUGCAGUUAGAUGUACCUCACCCACCAGAUCAACAGAUGGACUACUUCCAUCCACAAGCAGGCGAUAGUACGCUUAUACCGAAUACACCAGUCCAUCAUCAACCCCCGGAACAAGACCUGUCCCAGUUAAUAUCUACAACUGGUAAACAACGACUACCUAGGAAGUACUUUUGCAAAACUUGUAAUCAAGGCUUUACUAGAAAACACAAUAUGGUAAGCCAUGAACUUAUACACUCGUCUUUGAAACCCCAUAUUUGCAACGUUUGCCAUUUGAAAUUUAGGAGAAUACAUGAUUUGAAACGUCAUGAAAAACUUCAUACUGGAGAAAAACCAUAUAGUUGUGAUAGGUGUUCACGAAGGUUUGCCAGACCUGACGCAUUAACGAGGCAUCAGAACUCGACAAAUGCAUGUACAGUGAAUGCAAAUAGCAACAACAACAACAACUUUUGCAAUAACAAUUCCAUGGGUAACAUUCAUAAUGGUUACACAAAUGGAGAAUCCAGUUCACCCAACUUCAAUCAAAAUCCUGUUAAUAACCAAACAAGACCACUUUCCCAUUUACAUUCGGGUAACAGUGUUGACAGCGGUGACGAAGUCCCUCAACGUCCGGCAUUAGCGGUCAAUCAACACGACGAACGAGAUUCUUCAGCAGCGUCAAAUUCAACUGGUGCAUCCUCCAAUUUUAGUUCCACAGGCAAUGAACCUGCCACCAGUGGUGACUCUACAACAACCCACGAUACAAACUGUAUACCGACAUUGAAAACAAUUGGACUCGAUCAGGAAAAUUCGGACAAUAAACAAAAUACCAGAAGUCGCAGUAACCAAGAGUUUAGCACAAAUCGUCAUCAGCAUAUGACUGAACAACAACGAAGAACGCAAAGUCUUGACAACAAAACGUAUCCAACUAUACAGAAACACAUCUUGCAGAAAGCUUCCAGUGGAUCAUCAUCAGCAUUUACACCAAACCCAAUACAUCCCCUCAGUUUCUACCCAUUUCCUAACUUCAACAACCUCAACAGUAGUAACAAUAGCAACCCCAACAAUAAUAAUAACCAUCACAUGAAUCAAAUCUCAUUACCGCCACUUUCAGUACCACAUCAACCACUGCCUCAAGCUUCAUUCAUCCCCCAAAUGACUCCACAUUUUCCCCAGCAAAAUUUCGAUGGACUGCUACCAAUUAUCACAAAAGGCACUGGUGCUAGCUCCAUCACCACCAUCAGCGGUACACCCUAUGGUGACGAAGUUCAUCCGAUACAGCGCAGUGAUCUGACGAGUGUUUCCACUCUUGCACUGGCCAAAAGCUCGCCAGGUCUACCGGGGCUUACCCAUAUUGCUGCAACACCAAUGAAGUUCCCACCCAAUCCUACAUCCAUACUGAAAACAAUCGUUGCCGGCAAAUAUUGGACAUCAAACUUAUCUCCAGGGAGGCCACCCAAAUCAGGAAACAUUACAGCUGGUGUAACUGGCGCUACUGGUGGGACGCCUAUUUCAAACCCAACGCAAAUUGGUAAUUCUAACUGGGGUCCUUCGCAAAAUCGCGGUGCUUUCAUUUCAUCUUUGCCUCCUCCUUCUCAAUUGUUGAAUUCAGCCUCAUAUUCUGGGACAAAUAGAAAUGUAUCACAACAGCUGGAGCUAAAAGCAGAUGGCUCAUCUUCUCAAUCAGCUCAAGAUCAUCAUUUUGCACCCAGACCACGGGACUUGUAA